Molecule: messenger RNA, 1153 nt
Organism: Oreochromis aureus
Lineage: Eukaryota; Metazoa; Chordata; Actinopteri; Cichliformes; Cichlidae
Product: CD226 antigen-like
Exons: 4
Coding region: 200-784 (194 amino acids)
Biological process (GO): T cell costimulation; cell surface receptor signaling pathway; immune response
Cellular component (GO): external side of plasma membrane
Source: RefSeq, a predicted model, not a curated record
GCUUCUGUCUUCAACUGUCACUCAAAGAUUCAAGGAAUGCGGAGGAAUCUCUGCAUACCAGGAAAAAGCUGAAAAACAGGAUCUCAGGGCUCAGCUCCGAAACACUUCCAUCACUCUGACUCCACCUUUCUCAGAAUCCAUUCAUAGAGAGCAGCUGAAGGCAUCCACCCACCCACAUACACCUGGUCAUCUGUGUGAAAUGUCUGCUGUGGCGUCUGUGUCUCUCUGCUGGACUUUACUGUCAGUCUGCCUCCUACUCGUCUCUGCAGACCAGAAAAACAUCACAGCUGAGUCUGGACAGGACAUCACUCUACCAUGUCAAGCUCCAAACAACAAAACCAUCAAAGGCGUUGAAUGGAUCCAACCUGACCUGGAGCAUGAACGUGUCCUUUUUCACUGGGAUGAAAAAUUUAUUCCUAACAACCAGGAUCCAUCGUUUAAGAACCGGGUGGAUUUGCAGGACAGACAAAUGAAGGAUGGAAACGUGUCUUUGAUUCUGAACAAUGUGACAACUGAUGACACUGGAACAUAUGAGUGUCGUGUCCUUGUGAGGGGAGGGAACCGCAGGAAGAGAGCUAAUCUGGGUGGUGAACCCAUCAGCAUCAUCUACCUGAGUGUUGUUGAUCCUCCAGGUCACACAGGAGGACACACAAAGGAUAGAGGGAAGGAGGCUGGAGGUGUUGCUCUGCAAGUUUUUGUUGUACUUCUUGUUGUUGUUAGCUUUGUGAUUUUACUAGAAUACAAAAAAAGACGAAGGCGCCAAAAGCGACCACGUCGUUCUUGAACAGCAGAUUCAGUAAUGUUAAAACCAUCUAAUCCCAGGAUGUGAAUCUUAUUUUUAUAUGUACACAGAUUCCCCACUAGGGGGAGCCAAGGAAUAAUAUACAACACAACUGGAAGAUAGCCACGAGAAUGCAUAGGAACAAGAGGCAAAAGGAAAUACUGAAGCCAAAGACAGACACAUGUAAGACUAAAUGAGGAGAUAGAAACAUAAACAUGAUACAGAGACCAAAAAGUAACAACUGUGGCAAGUUUACUCAGUUGUAUAUAGCAUUUGUAUUCUAUUUUUAUCCUAUUGUAUAUUUUAUUCUAUUUUAUUUUACUGUAUAUAGUAUUUUAUUUUAUUCUAUUCUGUACAGUUGUGUACUGUAUU